Molecule: messenger RNA, 1542 nt
Organism: Kwoniella mangroviensis CBS 8507
Lineage: Eukaryota; Fungi; Basidiomycota; Tremellomycetes; Tremellales; Cryptococcaceae
Exons: 2
Coding region: 1-1542 (513 amino acids)
Biological process (GO): regulation of cyclin-dependent protein serine/threonine kinase activity
Cellular component (GO): cyclin-dependent protein kinase holoenzyme complex; nucleus
Molecular function (GO): cyclin-dependent protein serine/threonine kinase regulator activity; protein kinase binding
Source: RefSeq, a predicted model, not a curated record
AUGAACGGAUCAACCGAGAUCGAAGCCGGACCAAGCAGGUCGACAUCACAUCCUCACAGUCACACCCAUCUAUCUUCUUCAUCAUCUGGUCGACGACUGAGUAAUUCAACCCCACACCAUACAACAAGCACAUCAACAUCACAAUCACGAAGCUCUUCUCACUCUCAUCGUAGACAUUCUUCCUCUAUCCCGAACGGAUCUACUUCCACAUCCACAUCCACCUCUACCAUACCAUAUUCCUCAACGGAUUCCAACGAACCACCUAGAAAAGCCAGACCUCAUCAUCUGGACAUAGGCAAUUACCCCACUCAACAAUUACUGCGCUUAUUAGCUGGACUAUUACAGCAUAUAGCCACGUCAAACGACGCUUUGCGGUCGGAUACAGAUACCGAUACAGAUCAUCAGGAUCGGGAGCAUGAGGACGAGGAAGGUGGAACGGAAACAUUAAAAGAGGAGAACACUCAUGAUCAGAAUCAUCAUCCUUCAAGCUCAAGAUCAAAAUCGAGAUCACGAUCACAUUCUCGUACAUCAUCUACACAACCCUCUUAUCAAUCUUCUUCUCCUACUACAGCGUUAUUCGAUAAUAACCCCGUCCCGCUUCCUUCAACCGACCAGGAUACCAGUACGAGCACGAAUGCGGAAGACGAUCAAAGUGAAUUCCCAUUAUUCACAGCUUCCAAAUCAUCCUUAUCCCACCCUUCUUCAUUAUUAGCUUUCCACGCUCGUCACAUUCCAUCGAUAUCCAUCGAAGCGUAUCUACUGCGAAUACUGAAAUAUUGUCCUACGACCAACGAGGUGUUUUUAGGUCUGUUGGUAUAUUUCGAUAGGAUGACUAGACUCGGUACACCCCAGGGAGUAGGUGGAUCCAACGUUUUGUAUAAUCACACCAACGGAAAGGGGGAGAAGAAAAAGAAUUUCGCCAUUGAUAGUUAUAAUGUACAUCGGUUGGUUAUUGCUGGUGUGACAGUGGCUAGUAAAUUCUUUUCUGAUGUAUUUUACACCAACUCGCGAUACGCCAAAGUCGGUGGUCUACCACCUACCGAAUUAAAUUCCCUCGAAUUGCAGUUCUUGCUGUUGAACGAUUUCAGAUUGAGCAUCUCGUUGGAAGAGAUGCAGAAAUAUGGUGAUAGGCUAUUGGCAUAUGCGAUGGAACAGGAAGAGGAGCCGGAAGAGAAAGACAAGCUGGGAGUGCGAAUGGAUAGGAGUAGUGUUGAUCAGGAUACAAAUCAACAGCAGGAUAAAGAUAGUAGUGUUGAGAUAGUGAAUGGUCCCUCGUCUUCAUCGGAAUCUCACGAGAGUCCAGAUACGAAUAGGGAUUCUUCGAAGAAACCAUCAGAGUCCAGUGAGAAAGAGAAAGAAAAGGAUGUGAGAUUCAGUACGAACACGAUUGUCGAUGGAAAUACGUCGACCUCGACACAACCUCAACCUCAACCUCCACCUCCGGUCAGUGCAGGUCCAAACACGAGUACAGGGAGCGGUAUAAAAGAUUGGGUGAGAGGUGAAGAAGUGAUGGGUAGGAUGGCGAGCCCGAUGAGAGAUUAG